AGCACAUCCAGGUACUGACAGGGGAUUUAUUUGUGCUGGCGUAUAAUACCUAUACAUGUAUGUCAGGACGCCAGACAGGUGUACAUAAGUUGCCCUGGGACUCCCUCAGCAUUUGGCCAUGAGUGUGCAGGCGUUUCGGCUGGUGUGUGCAUCAGAAAGGGAGCAGUUUCCCCAAGGAAUUCACAUUGAAUGCUUGGAAUGCUCUGGCCAUGAUCUGUACCUUGGCACCAGUGACUGUGUUAUUUACCAUCUUCUGCUAGUGGAACAGCAGCUCUCUGAGCCCACAUCUUUAGUUCAGCAAACAGACCAGCCCUGUACCAGCUUUACUACUACUCAGCAAAGGCAGAGACAGCUUGGACUAAAGAAGCCUAUUUGUGAACUAAGAGCUGCCUCAGCUUUGAGCAGGCUGCUGGUGCUCUGUGAUAAUACUAUCAGUAUACUGUGCAGUGAGUCACUUGAACCCCUUCCAGCACCCAAGAUUCGGGGGGUCCUCACUUUUACCCUCAAUGAGAACCCUGUUAGUGGUGAUCCUUUUUCUGUGGAGCUCUGUCUAAUCUCCUCCAAGAAACGCACAGUUCAGAUCUUCAGUGUGGGACAGGAACGGGUACAAUUGAUUCGGGAGGUUGCCACUCCAGAACAGGCCUGUGUUAUAGCAGCUGAUGGGCUCUAUCUAUGCUUGGCACUUAGCAGCCGUUACAUAACUCUUAAUUAUAACACAGGACAUUGCCAGGACCUUUUCCCUUAUCCAAGUGAUCAAAAAAAACCAAUUGUAAAGUGGAUCAGUAGACAAGAGUUUCUUCUAGCUGGACCUAGUGGAUUAGGCAUGUUUGCAACAGUAGCUGGAAUCACACAGCGUGCCCCUGUCCGCUGGUCGGAUAAUGUGAUUGGCGCUGCUAUUUCUUUUCCAUACGUCCUGGCUUUGGAUGAAGAGUUUAUUACUGUGCACAGUAUGCUGGACCAGCAGAAAAAGCAAACCCUGCCAUUUAAAGAAGGCAUUAUCUUGCAGGACUUUGAAGGAAGGGUCAUUGUGGCAUCUUGUAAUGGGGUAUAUGUUUUAAUUCCCCUGCCUCUGGAAAAACAAAUCCAGGACCUGCUUUCAAGCCAGAGAGUAGAGGAAGCUUUAGCCUUGGCCAAGGGUGCGCGGAGAAACAUUCCAAAAGAGAAAUUUCAGGUUAUGUACAGAAGAAUCCUGCAGCAGGCUGGCUUUAUACAGUUUGCUAAGCUUCAGUUUCUGGAAGCAAAAGAGUUAUUUCGAAGCAGCCAGCUUGACAUACGGGAACUGAUCUCUCUUUACCCUCUCAUGCUGCCAUCGUCCUCUUCAUUUAUCCGCACACAUCCCCCUUUGCAUGAGUAUGCUGAUCUCAACCAGCUAACUCGAGGAGAUCAGGAAAAAGUGAACAAGUGCAAGCGCUUUUUAAUGACUUACCUGAGUGAAAUUCGCAGCACUGAAGUUGCUAAUGGUUACCAGGAAGAUGUGGACACAGCUUUGCUAAAGCUUUAUGCAGAGGCAAAUCAUGAAAGCUUGUUGGAUUUAUUAGUCUCAGAAAAUUCAUGUGAAGUGUCUGAUAGUGCCUCCUGGCUGGAGAAGCACAAAAAAUAUUUUGCACUUGGUCUUUUAUAUCACUACAACAAGCAGGAUGCAGCUGCACUACAGAUAUGGGUAAAAAUUAUUAAUGGGGAACUGGAAGACAGCACACGACCAGACCUAUUUGAGUACGUAGUAGACUUCCUAACCUUCUCCAGAGACCAGCAUCUUGUUUGGCAGUAUGCAGACUGGGUUUUGCAGAAAAGUGAGCAGGUUGGUGUCCGGAUUUUUACAAAAAGGUCUCCUGAAGAAUACACACAGAAUGGCUUCUGUCCAGAUAAAAUUGUGAGCUAUUUGUGCAAGUACCAUAAGGCUUUGCUCUUGUUCCUAGAACAUUUAGUCCUGGAGAAAAUGUUACAGAAGGAGAAGUACCACACGCAUCUUGCUGUGCUCUAUGUAGAAGAGGUCCAGCGCCUUAAUGCAAUGGACUCCCCAGAUAUAGAACAAGUUGAAAUGCAACGAGGAAGACUUCAGAACCUUCUGCGGCAGUCAGACCUCUAUAGAGUCCAUCUUCUUAUAGAUAAGAUCAAAGGGACAGAUCUACACAUGGAGCGGGCUAUAUUGCAUGGAAAGCUGGAGGAACACGGUCAGGCAUUGGAUAUUCUAGUUCAUCAUCUAAAAAACUUUGCUGCUGCUGAAAACUACUGUGUAUGGAACUCUGAAGGGAGGGAUACCCCGUACCGUCAACACCUUUUCCAGCUCCUCCUCUCCUCCUACCUCACUUUUGCCUCUCAUGACAAUUCUUUUCUUGUGGCUGCCGUGGAUUUAUUAAAUAACCACCCUGCAGAAUUUGACGCGGCUAGUGUUUUGCGCCUGUUGCCAGAAAAUUGGUCAGUGCAGCUUCUCUCUCCUUUCUUAGCCGGAGCCAUGAGGGAGCAUGUCCAUGCACUCAGAAUGUCACAGAUAACAAUAGGCUUGGCAAAAGCAGAAAAUGUGGUUUACAAGCAAGAGAAGUUGAACCUAAGGGAAAAACCUAUUGUUCUCUCGGAUAAGAAAUACUGCAGUGUGUGCCGGAAUCCUUUCCAGGAGCCAGUUUUUGUCAGAUACCCCAGUGGCCAAAUCGUCCAUACACACUGUGCAACAAAAUCCCACGUGAACAGUAGUAUUGGCGUCCAUCUGCCAAAACCUAACAAGCAAACUUGAAAUCGAUUGGUGGUCUCAGAGGUGCCUGUACUAUCAAUCUUUAUUUGCUGGACAUACUCAAGAAUCAGAAGUUUUGCCUGAAGGUGAUAAUGGUGGCUUUAGUACUAUGUAAUACAGGAUGAGUAAAUGAUUCUGCAUAGGAUGUAAGGGAUCAUAGAUGCCUUCAUGCAUUUAUAAGUCAGCACAAAGCCCUUUAGCAAUGAUAAGCAACUUCUUUAAAAGUUGGGAACUUGCAAGCAUCCAAAAAUAACUUUUUUUUGCAUUUUUUAAAGAUAUUUGCACUGAAGAAAUUUUGCAUAUGAUGUGAUAAGCAUUGUGGAUUAAGAUGAAGAACAGGCCAACUGUCUUGCACAGGAGAUUUUGCUGCAAUCUUAAAUUUGGCUGUGGGAUUUAAAUCAUGUCUAGGUUGGAUCAUGAGUGGUUUAUAGCUGUUUCCAAAAUGCACUUGUCUUCUGCUCUCACAGGUUAUUAACACUUGAUCAUCAAUACAAUUACACAUCGGUGAAUUUUGAUGAAUGUGACUAUUGCAUUAAUGAAUUGGCUUUUGAACUGAAAUAAUUGCUGUUUUUGUAAGUUGGAUAAAGCAGAUAUAGUAACAUUUUAAAGCUUUCAGAAAAUAUCUUUCUCUUUUCCCUCAUGUUAUUGUGGAAAAUGGAGGGGUGUUUCCCUCCAUCUCUUUACUGGGAACUUCAGUUCAGGCUACUGUUAGUCACCCAUGAAGGAUGUCUGUGACUCCAUAUUUAAAUUAUAUACUCUGUGCAUCCUCUUCCCAAUCACUCAUUUUAGUACUGGUGCAGUUACUCAAUGAGUUACUAAUCUGUACUUAGCACUACAGGAGCACACAGUUGUGUAACUGGCGCUUCACCAUUAUUACUAUCACUUGGAAACUUUCAGGGUGCAUAGCCCUGAUCCAUUAUAUACCUUUUUCGGAUAGAGGAACAUAAAAUAGUAGGCCAAGUCUCAUUUACUGCAUUAGUACAGUGCAACAACACACUUUAUUUGAAUAGUUUAUUGUGUAUCAGAAGGGUUUAUAACAGAUUGUAUUCCUUUGUCAGUGUAACUGUUACUAACAAUGUAUCAUCUCUGGUCUUUAUUUUCAUUGAGACCUCUUUGCAAUAAUGGUGCUCCUGUCUCAGUAGUCCCACUUAAGGCUGAGAUGCACCUCUCAAUUGUUACACAGUGGUAGUUCUAUGGUUCAUGCUGCAUGUUUACAAAGUGUACAGAAUUGUAUGUACGUGAAGGGAAUACACAUUUUCCUUUCUUUGCAACAUUGUAUUAGUUACGACUACUGUGCCUCAGAAUAAAACGUUUACUCAGCAUUAGAUACUGCAUGCUGUGCCACAUGAUGAUACAGAGAAUUGCUCUGACUCUCUUGAGUGUUUCAGGGAGUUUAAAAAAAAAAAUAGUUUAAAAAAAAAAGAUGCAAUAUCUUUUAAUUUUUAAUUAUAUAGACAUAUUCACCAAGCAAGCUUUCAAGGGAGUCAGACCAAGCACAGUUCAACAUGGCCUCACCCAUGUAAAAACAUGAUUUACUGAAAUCACAGAUGCCAUAAAACAUAACAAUUAAUUCACUUUUCUACACUGCCUUCAAAUAAACAAAAUUAUAACUAGAACAAAAUAAAUUAUAACUAGAACAAAAUACUGGAAUAUUAGUAUAGAUAUCAUGACUCGAGUCAUUUCAGUGCAAAGGAAGAGACUGACGGCUGUAAAGACAAAGUUGCAACUGUUGAUCGAAACGCUCCCAUAAUGUAGGCAUCUCCCACAUGGUCCUAAAAUUCUGCUCAACCUUCAUCUGUUUGUAACAAGUGCAGAAUUUAACUGAACAUUAGUAACUUAUUUAUGCAGAACCUAAAGGGAAAUUUAUAAGGACACAUCUGGCCCCUUUUCUUUUAUAUUAUUACACUGUGUUGAUUUGUUUUUCUAUGUAUGUAAAUGUUGAAGUUUGUUGUCACAGUUAGUAAAUAAGAUCUCUGGUAAGGUAAUUUAGAGAAUAGAUAUCCCGUCCAUAAUCUACUAAAAAUGAUAUUGGUUUUCUGAACUAGUCUCAGGAUUUUGUAUGUGUUUUCAGCUGAGUCACAUAAAACAAACCAAAAAAAAA
This is a messenger RNA of Xenopus tropicalis (tropical clawed frog), 4826 nucleotides long. It is a transcript of the gene tgfbrap1, whose product is annotated as transforming growth factor beta receptor associated protein 1. Gene Ontology annotation, cellular component: cytoplasm. Gene Ontology annotation, biological process: vesicle-mediated transport; intracellular protein transport. The coding region runs from base 119 to 2728 and encodes 869 amino acids. Lineage: Eukaryota; Metazoa; Chordata; Amphibia; Anura; Pipidae. The record is from RefSeq and is a predicted model, not a curated record. The transcript is spliced from 12 exons.